Molecule: messenger RNA, 990 nt
Organism: Cyclopterus lumpus (lumpfish)
Lineage: Eukaryota; Metazoa; Chordata; Actinopteri; Perciformes; Cyclopteridae
Product: olfactory receptor 1-like
Exons: 1
Coding region: 7-990 (327 amino acids)
Biological process (GO): G protein-coupled receptor signaling pathway
Cellular component (GO): membrane
Molecular function (GO): olfactory receptor activity; G protein-coupled receptor activity
Source: RefSeq, a predicted model, not a curated record
UUUACAAUGAAUUUAUUCAACUCGGCUCUUGGGAAAAACAUCACUUUUGUGCUUCCUGCGUAUUUUGUAAUAAGUGGUUUUUCUGGCAUCCUCAAUAUCAAAUAUUACUAUGUCUUCCUCUGUUUUGUUUAUAUUGUUACAGUGCUUGGGAACACGGUUGUGAUGGCAGUAAUAUACUUCGAUCAUAAUCUGAGAACACCUAAAUAUAUUGCAGUCUUUAAUCUUGCAUUAGUGGACCUGUUUGGUAGCUCUGCUCUGAUGCCGAAGCUUCUUGACAUCUUUCUGUUUAACCAUCGAUACAUCCCCUACAACGACUGCUUGACAUUCUUUUUUUUCUGCUACAGCUCUCUUUCCAUGCAGUCAUUUAAUCUGGUUGCACUUUCCUAUGACCGACUAAUUGCCAUCAUCUUCCCUCUGCACUAUCAGGUGAAGGUGACCCACAGGUUCAUGCUGUCGUUGAUUGCCUCUUUCUGGGUCUUUGUUAUUACUGUUGUUCUUAUUGCAGUUGGUCUUCUUACGAGGCUUUCUUUCUGUGAGUCUGUGGUUAUUAACAGCUAUUUCUGUGACCAUGGCCAGCUAUACAGGCUGGCUUGCAAUGACUACACACCCAACGUUGUCAUUGCUUUUUUGUUAAUGGCUCUAAUCCUUUGGCUUCCACUGGCAUUUAUUGUGUUAAGUUACGUGUGUAUUUGUUAUGCUUUGUCUAAAGUGGCCACAGUUCAGGAAAGAUACAAGGCCUUUAAAACCUGCACAGCUCAUCUUGCAUUAGUGGCAAUCUAUUUCCUCCCAAUAUUAAUCACAUUUACUAUAGGUUCAAAAAUACAUCAAAAUGCCAGGAUCUUAAACCUGUCUCUGACCUCUAUUUUUCCUCCUAUGCUGAACCCAAUCAUUUAUGUUCUGCAGACACAAGAAAUCAAAGUAUCAGUGAAAAGAUUAUUAAAAAUCAGAAAGGAAACCAAAAUUAAAGUGAAGAAAGUUAUCAUAAAAUGA